Selaginella moellendorffii is the source of this 734-nucleotide messenger RNA. RefSeq names its product chaperone protein dnaJ 6. Bases 5 to 613 code for a protein of 202 amino acids. The record is from RefSeq and is a predicted model, not a curated record. The transcript is spliced from 7 exons. NCBI's taxonomy places the organism in Eukaryota, Viridiplantae, Streptophyta, Lycopodiopsida, Selaginellales, Selaginellaceae.
AGAAAUGGCUGGGAAGCAUGAUGGGGCUGGAGGCAGUGGAAAGCUUGAAGACGGCACAGGCUUGUAUGAGAUUCUUGGAGUCUCAAGGACAGCAUUAAGUGACGAGAUACGAAAGGCUUACCUCAAUCGAUCACUGGAGUUGCAUCCAGACAAGAAUCCAGGAAAUAAGGAUGCCAUGGGAAACUUCCAAAGGCUCCAUAAUGCCUUCAAGAUCUUGAGUGAUCCCAAUAAGAGGGCUAUUUAUGACCAAAUGGGCAUUGAAAUGGGAGAUUCUUACCCAUCAGUGUAUGAGCUCUCCAGAAGAAGCAAUCAACGAGUGACAUUGGAUGAUAUCGAAAGUUUCCAUGACGAUUAUAGAGGUUCAGAGGCUGAGACGAAAGACCUCAAAGACUUGUAUACAAAGCAUGACGGUGAUAUGGACGAGGUAUUUGCACAUCUUAUGUGUUCGAAGCCGAGCGAGGACUCUGAUCGUUUUAUGGGAGUGAUUGACGAGGCAAUUUCUUCAGGCGAGCUAAUGGAGACACCUGAAUAUCGAAUGUGGAAACAUCUCGUCUCUGAAGAAAUUCCGGAAGAAUGCUCAUCUCAAACUUAUGAAGUGGAGUCACAUCUCUAGGUUUUAUAUUUAUUUUGCGUACUCAGGUUGUGAUACUUCGUUAUGGUUGUGAUCUUUAGCUUGCCACUGAUCAAUAGAUUCGUGACGACCAGGAAACUUUGGAGCAGCAGGGUGCUGCAAA